GGCCAAGCGGUAAACACAGCUUGACAAGUUACAAUUCAAGGAAUUCUUCAAAGAUGAACAAAUCUUUGGCAUUGCUGACCCUGUGCCUGGCCAGCGUUUUGGCUGGAAAGGUGGGGCAACAGCAGUUGGGACCACAACGACAUUUGGUCUGCUUCUAUGACUCGUCGAGUUUCGUCAAGGAAGGUCUCGGCAAACUGGUGAUCGAUGAGUUGGAGCCUGCUCUACAGUUCUGUGACUAUCUGAUCUAUGGCUAUGCGGGUCUCGAACGUAGUUCGCACAAGGCUGUGAGUCUCAAUGAGCAGCUGGAUCUGGAUCUGGGCAAGGGACUGUACCGUACCGUGACCCGCUUGAAGCGCAAGUAUCCAAAUCUGCGUAUUCUCUUGAGCGUGGGCGGAGACAAGGAUAUUGAGACGAGCGAGAAUGCCAAGGAUUUGCCCAACAAAUACCUGGAACUGUUGGAGAGUCCCACAGGUCGCACACGCUUCGUGAACACCGCCUAUUCACUUGUGAAGACCUACGGAUUUGAUGGCUUAGAUAUUGCUUGGCAGUUCCCCAAGAAUAAGCCCAAGAAGGUUCACAGCGGAAUAGGCAGCAUAUGGAAGGGUUUCAAGAAGGUCUUCAGCGGUGACUCUAUUGUGGAUGAGCACGCCGUAGACCACAAGGAACAGUUCACCUCGUUGCUCCGUGAUGUGAAGAACGCCUUCCGUCCGGACAAUCUGCUGCUCUCCACGACAGUUCUGCCCAAUGUGAACGCAUCCCUUUUCUUCGAUGUGCCUGCUGUGAUCAACUAUCUGGACUUUGUCAACAUCGCCGCCUUUGACUUUUACACCCCGCAACGCAAUCCGGAGCUGGCUGAUUAUUCUGCUCCCCUAUAUGAGCUGAGUGAACGCAAUCCCGAGUUCAAUGUCGAUGCCCAGGUCAAGUAUUGGCUGCGAAACAGUUGCCCAGCUAGCAAGAUAAAUGUGGGCGUGGCCAGCUAUGGUCGUCCCUGGAAAAUGACAGAUGAUUCUGGUGAAACAGGAGUGCCACCUGUGUCUAAGGUGGUGGAUGAGGCACCUGUUGGUGGAAACACCCAGUUGCAUGGCAUCUACAGCUGGCCCGAGACCUGUGCCCUGCUUCCCAAUCAGAAUAAUGCCUACGCCAAAGGUGCCAAUGCUCCACUGACAAGAGUCACAGAUCCCGCCAAGAGAUACGGCAACUAUGCUUAUCGUGCCGCUGAUAAGAAGGGCGACAACGGCAUCUGGAUCAGCUAUGAGGACCCCGACACCGCUGCCGACAAGGCUGGCUACGUUCGCAACAACAAUCUGGGCGGUGUUGCCCUUUUCGACCUGUCCUACGAUGACUUCCGUGGACUCUGCACUAGUGACAAAUAUCCCAUUCUGCGGGCUAUCAAAUAUCGCCUGUCUAACUAGAAUUUCCAGAAAAUAUCAUUUUUAAUAAUGUCCCAUGUCUGAAAGUGUUGUCAAUCAAUUAACGAAUAAUAAAAUAUGUGCUCAGCCGGGAAAAUUCCUACAGCA
Messenger RNA from Drosophila innubila, 1517 nucleotides. RefSeq names its product imaginal disk growth factor 6 (gene Idgf6). Gene Ontology annotation, molecular function: chitin binding. Gene Ontology annotation, cellular component: extracellular region. The record is from RefSeq and is a predicted model, not a curated record. The transcript has 3 exons. NCBI's taxonomy places the organism in Eukaryota, Metazoa, Arthropoda, Insecta, Diptera, Drosophilidae. The coding region runs from base 54 to 1412 and encodes 452 amino acids. Gene Ontology annotation, biological process: chitin catabolic process; carbohydrate metabolic process.